UUUCUAGAGAAAUGGAUGAAACAUUACAACAUAUGUCAAUACUUUGCUCUAAAGAAAAUUCUCACCCUGAUAACAUAGAUUUGGACUGUUCAAACACCAUAACAGUUUUUCAUGAACAUUUCAUUGAAAAUAGUGAUAACGAUUCAUUGAGUCAUACUAAAAUGUUAACAACCAAGAAAGCUAAGCGGAUUCGAUUUUUCAGAAAUGGUGAUAAAUUUUUUAACGGUAUUGUCAUUGCCGUUACACCAGAAAGAUAUAGAUGUUUUGAUAGCCUUAUUUCAGAUUUAACAAGAGCCUUAAUUUCAAAUGUGAAUCUGCCAAACGGUGUUAGAAUUAUUUAUACUAUGGAUGGAAAAAAAGUCCACAGCAUAAGUGAUUUAGAAGAUGGUAAAUGUUACGUAGUUUCAGGUCAAGGUGAAAUUUUUAAAAAAAUUGGCUAUUCCUCCUUAGUAAAAAAAGGCAAUUUAGUAACAGGAUUUCCAUUAUCACCUUCAGUUAACGUAAGACAAGCUAACACCGUUUCGCUUUGCAUUAAAGCAAAAAUAAUAACGUUGAUUCGCAGUGGUAUAAAACCACGUAAGAUUGUGAGAUUACUAUUAAAUAGAAGAAACUCAACCAGUGUGGAACAUAUUUUGGAAUCAAUCACAGAAGUCAUAAAGUUAGAUUCAGGGACAGUAAAAAAAGUUUAUUCAUUAUCAGGACAGCAAAUCAUAAGUUUAGAGCAGUUUUUCAGUAAAGAUGACAUUUUUAUCAUAUAUGGCAAUGAAAAAUUGAAUCAUGAAGAUUUUGAACUUGAUUAUGAAGAAUCCAAAUGUGUUAAAAGUUUUCACAAAGGGCACUUUAAUUUUCAAAAACACAAUGGACCUAUGCCUAAAAUGCCAGCUCGUAAGACCGACAAAAGAUUAUUAAAUUUUUCGCCAACAAGAACUACCAGCCCAUUCAAAAUAGAUUUGCCGGAUUCAUUUAAACUCGAGUACAGUGUAGGACACAUCAUUGGAGAUGGAAAUUUUGCUGUUGUAAGGCAUUGUAUACACAAGUUAGACAUGAGUGCUGCAUCCUUUCCAAAUGUCCAAUCCUAUCCUCAUCCUCAUAACCGUACAUUCCCAGGUCCUAUAAUCUGGCCUUCCCGCCCUCCUGAUCCCAAUCCUCUGGAUUACUUCCUCUGGAGCAUGAUAAAAGAUGCCGUCUACAGAUAUUCAGUCCACGAUGUGGAAGAUCUAGAAGACUGUUCAAGUGCUGUGUUUGAAAGUGUUACACCAAAAAUGGUGGUCAGAGCAAUGGAUCAUUUGUCCACAGACUCGAAUGCUGUCUAG
Copidosoma floridanum is the source of this 1313-nucleotide messenger RNA. Its product is annotated as serine/threonine-protein kinase DCLK1. Gene Ontology annotation, biological process: intracellular signal transduction; protein phosphorylation. The record is from RefSeq and is a predicted model, not a curated record. Lineage: Eukaryota; Metazoa; Arthropoda; Insecta; Hymenoptera; Encyrtidae. Gene Ontology annotation, molecular function: ATP binding; protein kinase activity.